CACGCGAUCGUACUUUUUUUUUUAAAGAAGAAAAAAAGAAAACCUGCUGCGUCACGUGACCUCUCCCUCACAGAGCCCGACAGACAGCUUCUGACUCGGAGAGAAGAGGAAGGAGAAGAGGAGGACGGAGAAGAAGAAGAGGAGGCAGCGGAGGAGGAGAAGAAGUCUCGAGACCCCCGCGGAGACCCGAGCCGCCAUGGAGCUGCGGGCCGAGCUGCUGAAGUCCAUCUGGCACGCGUUCACGUCGCUGGACCUGGACCGCAGCGGCAAGGUGUCCAAGUCUCAGCUCAAGGUUCUGUCCCACAACUUGUGCACCGUGAUGAAGAUCCCUCACGACCCGGUGGCGCUGGAGGAGCACUUCAAAGACGACGACGAGGGUCCCGUCUCCACGCAGGGCUACAUGCCGUACCUCAACAAGUUCAUCCUGGACAAGGCGACGGCCAACUUUGACCUGCAGGACUUCAACCGCAUGUGCUGGACCUUGAGCUCCAGGAAGAACCUGGACCGCAGCCAGCUGCUCAUCUCCAACGACGACGCCUUCAAGAUCUGGUGCAUCUUCAACUUCCUGUCCGAGGACCGCUACCCGCUGGCCGUGGUCCCCGAGGAGAUCGAGUACUUCCUGCGUAAGCUGACGGAGGCGAUGGGGGGCAGCUGGGUGGAGGAGCGCUACGAGGACUACAAGAUGCAGCUGACCUCCAGUCAGCAGAGCCUGACCGGCUGGGCGCUCAUCGGCCUGGUGGGCUCGGGCCACUUCAGCAAGGGCUCGGAGCGCCAGGCGCUCAGCAUGGGCAUCAACGGGGUCUACCAGGAGCUCAUCAUGGACGUGCUCAAACAGGGCUACAUCCUGAAGAAGGGUCACAAGAGGAAGAACUGGACGGAGCGCUGGUUCACGCUGAAGCCGACCUCCAUCUCGUACUACGUGGCGGAGGACCUGGCGGAGAAGAAAGGAGAGAUCUUAUUGGACGGGAGCUGCGGCGUGGAGCCGCUACCAGAUAAAGACGGAAAGAAGUGCCUGUUCCUCAUCAGGGCGUCACAUAAGAGCUUUGAGAUCAGCGUGUCGGACAAGAAGAAGAAGCACGAGUGGAUUCUGGCCAUCCAGAGCUGCGUGGGCCUGCUCCGUCAGGGCCGGCCGGCGCCGCACCGCGAGGCCCGGCAGAAGCGGCGGGAGCAGCGGCUGAAGCAGCGCGCCGAGCAGGAGGAGCUGGAGCUGAGGAUGAGCGAGCUGCAGUCGGCCAACGAGGCCAAGCAGCUGGAGCUGGAGAACAUGAGGAAGGCUCUGGAGGAGGCGGCGAUUGACGCAGCAGAAGAAGAACGAAGGCGCCUCCAGACCCAAACUGAACUGCAGGACCGCUACAGGACCGACCUGGAGAGAGAGCAGACGGUCCGGAAGCAGAUGGAGGAGCAGGUGGCCCAGAAGUCCACCGAGCUGGAGCAGUACCUGCAGCGGGUCCGCGAGCUGGAGGACAUGUACGGCCAGCUGGAGGACGCCCUGGACAACGAGAAGCGCGCCCGGCAGGAGGAGGAGGCCGUCCGCCGGCUGCAGGCACGGUUGCUGGAGGAGGAGGCCGCCAAGAGGGUGGAGCUGGAGGAGUUCCACCUGCGGCAGCAGCGCGCCCUCUUGGAGACGGAGGCUGAGAAACAGGAGCUGGAGAAGGAGCGCCUGGCCAAGGAGAACGCCCUGCAGGCCGCCAUGACGCAGCUGGAGCAGCUGGAGCAGGAGAGGCACGGGGCGCUGGAGCAGUACCAGACGGUGAUGAAGAAGCUGGAAGACGCGACCAACAAGACCAAGACCUGGAAGCACAAGGUGGCCGAGCACGAGGGCAUGUUACGGCUGAUCCAACCAGGGUCCAAGGGACAGCAGCUGAUCACCAAUUGGGGUCCGGCGGCCUUUUCUGACGCAGAAUUCAGUUCCAGGCAGAAGAAGUGGCAGGAGACCAAGAACCAGGCGACCCAGGCCCAGUAGAGACCCCGUUAGACCUGAACCGGAGAGGACUGACUGGAUGGGGGGGGGGGGGGGGGGGAAUUCAACUGGAUGAUAGUUUCAGGCAUUUUCAACAAACAAACAAAAAGCUCAAGUUAUUAAUAUUAAUAUUCAUCCAUCAUCCACCACAGAUGAAGUCAUUUUGGGCCAAGGAGCAAUCUGAACUCCUCAAAAGUUAAUCCCACAUUUACAAAAUGACUAUUCACAACAACCAGACUCCAUUCAACUUGCAUUUAAAUGAAAUCUGACUUUAAGAUGUGCCGGUUAUGACGGGUCACGAGUGGAAAAGAGUGCCCGCCGCUACCUCUUUAACCUUUUGUAGAUGUCACAUCUAUGACAUGCACUACUUCUGAAACCAGAGUUCAACGCCAGUUGCUCGAGCAUGUUCCAGGUCCACGUUGUUUGGGAAACCGUUGGGACAUAUAAAUAUAAAAAGGGACUUUUUGUACGUACAUUAAUUAUGCUUUCCCCCCCCACGUUCCUUAUUAAAUUAGUCACGCUGCAUGCAGGCAGCAUCAGUAAAGGGUGACAUGUCAUGUAAAGUCCAUGAUGUCCAACAACGUGGUCUUCUAAACAACCUGAACUAUAAUUCAUGUGUAGGCUUCACUAAACAUGUUCUCACUGUUAUAAAAGGUGUUUUAUAGAUUUAUAUCUGUCUAAAAGAACCGCCUCUUAAACAUUUCCUGCUUGUAAAUAGUCAGAAAUAGGGCAUUCGGCUAAAAUCUCACCCACAAUGCUAACGGCAGAACAAUUGUCCCGUGUUGUUGUUGUUGUUGUGUAACCACCAGUGCCUUUGAUAUGGUCAUGAGUGAACAUUGUGAUUUCUAUAUUAUGUUUUUAUAUAAAUAUAUAAAUGUAAAAAUCAAAAGACUGAACUAUGGAGUAAACGUCUUAAAUAACUGGC
Pseudoliparis swirei is the source of this 2885-nucleotide messenger RNA. It is a transcript of the gene swap70b, whose product is annotated as switching B cell complex subunit SWAP70b. The record is from RefSeq and is a predicted model, not a curated record. NCBI's taxonomy places the organism in Eukaryota, Metazoa, Chordata, Actinopteri, Perciformes, Liparidae. Bases 197 to 1963 code for a protein of 588 amino acids. The transcript is spliced from 12 exons. Gene Ontology annotation, cellular component: cytoplasm; nucleus.